This is a messenger RNA of Camellia sinensis, 1215 nucleotides long. The record is from RefSeq and is a predicted model, not a curated record. Lineage: Eukaryota; Viridiplantae; Streptophyta; Magnoliopsida; Ericales; Theaceae.
AUGAAGAGUUGGGAAGGCCUGGCCGAGAUGUUUGUAGCUAGGUUUGUUACUGACAAGUCACAGCCACUGAGGGUAGAUUCCCUAUUGGCUCUAAAGAUUAGUGAUAACAAAGGCCUCAAGGCUUACACCAAGAGAUACUAUGAGGUCUACAACAAAAUUCUAGCUUGUAACAAGGAGCUAGUAGUCGUGUCUUUCAAGAAUGGCCUGGAUGAUAAAUGCUCACUUCCAAAAUCACUUGCAAAAACCUUUUCGAAGAGCAUGGAAGAGCUCAUAGCACGGAUUGAGACAUAUGUCAGAGCAGAGGAAGACACACAAGGAGCAAGGACGCUGAAACAAGAAAGGAGAAACAGCUCGCUGAAGCGAGGCCGAGGGAAUGCCAGUGUUGACAGGCAGGAAAUAGGAGCAAGGGCUAUGCAAGCGGUCAGCACGGUAUUCAAGAUCUCGAUCUAUAAAGUUUUGGGAAGGAUUAGGAACCAGCCGUACUACAGAGCACCGGAGAAGGUCCCUGGUGAGUUUAUGGGUAGGAGCACUAGGAAGCAUUGUACCUACCAUAAUGAGGAUGGGCACCUAACUCAGGGAUGUAGGGCUCUGAAGUCACACUUAGAGGAUCUGGUUAGACAAUGUCACUUGAAAAACCUAGUAGACAAGGCGAAGACAAGGGAAGAGCACAUGAAGCUGCCCCAUGCACCAGCAGCACCACCUCUCCCACUACCACCACAGCAGGCAGAAGGACCUCGAGUAAUCAAUGUGAUUCACUUGAAGGUCAAUGAGAAUGAAGUUCGAGGGGAGACCCAGAGAGUACGGCACCUACAACAUGUAUAUCAGAUCCAACAAAAGAAACCCAGAACAAGUGAAUAUCAGGGACCGAUGAUUUCUUUCACUGAGGCCGACUUGGAUAUAGUGCAGCACCCGCACAAUGAUGCCCAGGUGGUAACCUUGAAGAUUGGAGAUUGCCAGAUGUAUGUCAGAUGUUACAAGGAGCUCGGCCUCCACCCGGAUGAUUUAGAGCAAUCUAACAGCCCUAUGGUCGGAUUCAACGAAAGCCACAAAUUUGGAGGUGCAGGCAGGGAGCAAAAAGGUAACAAUGAAGUUCACUGUGAUAGAUACUCUCUCCCCAUACAAUAUCAUUUUGGGAUGACCUUAGUUACAUGCUAUAAGGGUUGUUCCCUCAACGCUACACCAACUGUUGCGAUUCCUAAUAGAACAGGGGAUUGA